AUGUCCAGGGAAUGUUUCCGGCAGCCCAAUCAGUCCAAGUUUGAGAAAGUGGCACACGCACUGCUCUUGAUUCUGGAUCCUGUGGAAUGUAACAAGACCAUUCCUUGGCCUCUCCUUGAAGAUAAGUCCUUGAGGAGUGAAUUCCGCAACAAGUUCGUCAAAUUCAUCAAAAUGAUCAAUUCAAAAUAUCCACAAGCUGAUAUUCCAGAGAUUCAAGCUUCCAGGUUGCAUUUUCCUGGGGGUUUGCACUUCCUUCAGUUCAUGUACAAGUUGUCCUCCUUCGCCGUAUGGUUAGAAUUGACGAGAUUGUCAAGUCCUCAAGAAAUGGAAGAGCUCUUGCCAAAGUUUCGUCCAUCCAAGUUGCCAAAGGACAAUAUGGUGAAGUUAAAAAUCGUGAAAGGCGCUCAUCAGGAAGCUCAGUGCAAUCUGCAGCAAGUGACAGAAUACCUGGACACUGCACUUCCACUCAUGCAGAAUUUAGAAAGCCAUGUUGAGAAAUUGUGCUCCAAAAACCUGGUAGCGACCAACCAGUUGAAGAACCAUGUCGCAAGUCUAGACGUAGAUGAUGAGAUUAAAGAGCAGCUUAUCGAUAUUGAAAAUGCUGAUGCAAUAAAAGAUUGGAACGCGAGGACAAACGAGAAAGUGGCAGAGCUGAAAAAGCAAGCUGGACGGCUGGUUCAGCUGAGGGACUUGACUGCUGAGUGCAAGCGGAGGAAGGCAGCAGCUGCCAAGACUUCUGAGGAUCUGUGUCUGGACGGUACGAAGCUAGCGAUCUCCCCUGCACUCGCUGAGAUGGUGGCCUCCCCUGUGUACAACAGCAGUGGAGAUGUGAGACUGGCGGCGGUGCUGAAGGCGGGGCAAGCGUGGGCGGCGGGCAUGGUUUCGGAAACUCCUACCACGUCCUCGCUGCUCCCCGAAGUUCAGGAGCUCCUGAAGCAGUACCGUGAACUGCAGGCGCGGGCUAUCAACCUGACCGCUGCCUUAGACACGUGUUGCAAUCAGAGCAGAAGAGUCAUCAGCAAACUGCGACCCAUUGUAUAUGCAUACAUCAAGCAGAAACAAGCUCCGGACCACUUCAAGUACCUGAGAGCCCCCCCUACACUUCAGUUUGCUAAACCCAUUUCGCCCUGCAAACCUCCAUCAGCUGUCAAAAAAGAUAAACGAAGGCGUUGGUCGGACAUAGUGAGGAAGAAGAAGAGCCACAGGAGGGUUGUGUGCUCUGUCAAGUGGAAAAGGUCCCAGGUGUCGAUUUUCGGACACUCCUUCCUCCAAGGGGUUCCGGCAUCCGGGUGUAGCUUCCAGCAUAAAGCGAAGCACCCGCCACAGCAUUUCACAGUCCCGUAUUCCAACCCACCUGGCUACAUUGCCCCGCCGCCCCCACCUGGCUACAUUACCCCACCGUCCCAGUCAAGUAGGAACAUUGCCUCGCCACUCAACGGUCUCCGCCACCUCCACCCCUGCGCUCACUUGCCGGAAAUCUCUAUUGAAGAUCUGUCACCCCUCUCUGAGGUAAGCUUUGUGACAAGUGGACCAAAAGAGACAGUGUCAACUCCACUGCCAGCCGUAGAGGCCACUCCUCUUUCCUUCAAACGAAAGUCCAUCUGUGACCUCGUCGAGAGAUAUCGGAAGUUGAAGAAGUCAAUGGAGUCCAACAAUUAA
Molecule: messenger RNA, 1659 nt
Organism: Homalodisca vitripennis (glassy-winged sharpshooter)
Lineage: Eukaryota; Metazoa; Arthropoda; Insecta; Hemiptera; Cicadellidae
Exons: 9
Coding region: 1-1659 (552 amino acids)
Source: RefSeq, a predicted model, not a curated record